Messenger RNA from Camellia sinensis, 531 nucleotides. The record is from RefSeq and is a predicted model, not a curated record. NCBI's taxonomy places the organism in Eukaryota, Viridiplantae, Streptophyta, Magnoliopsida, Ericales, Theaceae.
AUGGUGCAACUGGGGAGGAGAGACUCAACCACGGCCAGCCAAUCUGAAGCCAACACCGACAUUCCCUCACCAUUGAUGGACCUCCCUCAACUCAUCGAAAACUUCAAAAAUAAAGGCCUCGACACCAAGGACCUUGUAGCCCUCUCUGGUGGCCACUCCCUUGGGUUUGCACAGUGUUUUGUCUUCAGAAACCGUAUUUACAAUGAAUCCAACAUCGACCCUACCUUUGCACGCGAUCGCCAAUCUACAUGCCCGAAAAGCAGUGGGAACUCAAACCUAGCUCCUCUAGACCCAACAACCGCCAUUUUUGACACGAAGUAUUUCUCCAACUUGGAGAAGAAGAAGGGGCUUUUGCAUUCUGAUCAAGCACUGUAUAAUGGUGGUGAGACAGAUGGGUUGGUGAAGAGCUAUAGCACUGAUAUUUGGGCCUUCUGGAAAGAUUUUGCUAAGUCUAUGAUCAAGUUGGGUAAUAUAGAGCCAUUGACUGGGGAAAAUGGCCAGAUUAGAUCAAACUGCAGGAUGGUGAACUAA